AUGUCUUUCCAGCGUGCUAUUCAAAUCCAGGCCCCCAAUGUAGCCAAACUUGUUACAAAUGCACCAAUCCCUGCCCUGAGACCCCAAUACGUCAAGGUCAAGACUGCGGCCGUUGCGCUCAAUCCCACUGAUUGGAAGCAUAUUGAUUUCCUCGCUAGCGAGGGCGCCAUCAACGGCUGUGAUUUUUCUGGGACUGUGGAGGCGGUGGGUGAAGAUGUGAAGAACGGUCUUCAAAUCGGCGACCGAGUAGCGGGGUUCAUACAUGGCAGCAACCAAGACAACCAUGAAGAUGGUGCCUUUGCGGAAUACGUUGUCGCAAAGUCGCAGCUCUUGACCAAGAUACCGGACGAUCUUUCUUUCGAGGCGGCUUCGACUCUGGGAUGUGGCAUUACUACCGUUGGCCAAGGUUUAUACCAGUCGCUUGGACUUCCAUGGCCGACGACUCCCACGACAACACCGUUUCCCAUUCUCAUUUACGGCGGUGCCACGGCCACUGGGACGCUGGCGAUCCAAUUUGCGAAGCUCUCUGGUCUGACCGUUGUGGCUACUAGCUCACCACAAAACUUCGACCUUCUCAAGGGCUAUGGCGCUGAUCACGUCUUCGAUUACAAGUCGCCUACAGUUGGAGCCGACAUUCGCAAGGUUACAAACGACAACCUACAACAUGUUUUCGAUACCAUAUCGUACGAGUCGACCGCUUCCAUUGCAGCUGAAGCAAUCUCGUCCAAGGGCGGCAAAUAUAGUUCUUUGCUUGUGAUAAAUAAGUUUCCUCGCGACGACGUGUCCAACACUGCCACUCUGGCGUACACUGGGUUUGGGGAGGAUUUUUCCAAAGGCACUAGGAAGUGGUCUGCGAACCCGGAUCAUUUGGCCUUUCAAGAGAAGUUCUGGAGACUUACGUGUGAGCUACUUGCUCAAGGUAAGAUUCGACCGCAUCCGCAGGAGGUUCGAGAAGGGGGCCUAGAGGGAGUGCUUGGUGGUUUGGAUGAUUUAAGAAAGGAGAGGGUUAGCGGUGUCAAGCUCGUGUAUCCUCUCUAG
Molecule: messenger RNA, 1038 nt
Organism: Plenodomus lingam JN3
Lineage: Eukaryota; Fungi; Ascomycota; Dothideomycetes; Pleosporales; Leptosphaeriaceae
Molecular function (GO): oxidoreductase activity, acting on NAD(P)H
Source: RefSeq, a predicted model, not a curated record